Molecule: messenger RNA, 1041 nt
Organism: Ochlerotatus camptorhynchus
Lineage: Eukaryota; Metazoa; Arthropoda; Insecta; Diptera; Culicidae
Exons: 1
Coding region: 1-1041 (346 amino acids)
Biological process (GO): DNA integration
Molecular function (GO): nucleic acid binding
Source: RefSeq, a predicted model, not a curated record
AUGGGAAAUCUACCGACAUCGAGAAUCGUACCAUCGCCUCCGUUCGCAGUGACUGGAGUGGAUUAUGCCGGUCCAUUUCUGGUGAAACAAGGUUCACAUCGUCCGAAGCUCGUGAAAGCGUAUGUAGCAGUCUACGUAUGCAUGGCGCCGAAGGCUGUGCAUUUGGAGGUCGUAUCCAAUCUGUCGUCGGAUGCCUUCCUAGCGUCGUUGAAGAGAUUCAUCAGUCGAAGAGGAAUGGUCCAACAAAUUCAUUCGGACAAUGCAACUAAUUUCCACGGAGCAAACCACGAACUACACGAGUUGUAUCGGCAAUUCCAAGAUCAACAAACUGCGAAGAAGAUCCAACAGUUCUGCCAAGCACGUGAGAUACAGUGGCAUUUCAUCCCGCCGGACGCACCAGAGUUCGGUGGUCUCUGGGAAGCGGCGGUUAAGGCGACGAAAACCCACCUGAAGAGAGUCGUACGCAACGUGAAGCUGACAUUCGAAGAAAUGGCGACCAUCUUGACGGAGAUAGAGGCCAUCCUAAACUCGCGUCCGUUGUACAGCGUGUCCAGCGAUCCUGCAGAUCCACAGGUAAUUACGCCAGCUCACUAUCUUAUAGGUCGUCCGCUGAUCGCUCCAGCCGAGCCAUCCCUGGAAGAUAUCAACGUUAACCGACUCGAUCGAUGGCAACAUCUUCAACUGAUGCGUGAGCAUUUUUGGCGAGCGUGGUCCAGGGAUUACCUCAAUUCUCUCCAACCACGCAAGAAGAAUCUACGAACGACACCAAACCUUCGACCUAGAAUGGUGGUCGUACUCCACGACAAGACUCAACCCCCGCUCAGUUGGAAGCUGGGUCGAAUCACAUCAGUGUAUCCAGGUGAUGACGGUUUAGUACGGGCCAUCGAUGUGUUCACCAACGGAUCAACGUACCGUCGUCCUAUCAACAAGGUCUCCGUACUUCCAAUCGAGGACAACGUUUGCCCCUCAUCGGUACCUGAAGCUGUUGAUACGAUGUCUCAACCGGGGGGAGAAUGUUCCGUCCGUUCCCAGAAGGACUGA